Molecule: messenger RNA, 1440 nt
Organism: Glarea lozoyensis ATCC 20868
Lineage: Eukaryota; Fungi; Ascomycota; Leotiomycetes; Helotiales; Helotiaceae
Exons: 3
Coding region: 1-1440 (479 amino acids)
Biological process (GO): cholesterol biosynthetic process; brassinosteroid biosynthetic process
Cellular component (GO): endoplasmic reticulum membrane
Molecular function (GO): 7-dehydrocholesterol reductase activity
Source: RefSeq, a predicted model, not a curated record
AUGGAGUCGAUCGUGCUCCCUUCCCAGGCCUUACACGGCAUCACACCUGCCUCAGCCCCAGAGAAAACGACCAGCUCACCGCGACGUCCUCGAUUGGCUUCAUUUUCAAGCACUCGUGAUUCCAGCAUUUCUUGGGGAAGAAGCCAUCAUCAUGGAUCUUUUCUUCACGCGUUAGGAUGCGCCGGCGUCAUGGUGCUCUCACCAUCACUAGUGGUAUUUUACUGGAUCAGUCUGUCCUCAUUCCACGGAUCCAUCAAUAUGGCUUGGCAACUGAUGCUGGAGAUGGGACCUAUCAAUUUUUUUCGAUUUUACGCUCCACGUCCUUCGAUGGCAGCCAGUAUUGGAUAUGGUGCUUGGCUGUUAGUUCAAGCUGGACUAUAUCUUUUUCUUCCCAGCGUGAUCAGUACCGGACAACUCACCCCUGCCGGAAACCUUUUGAAGUAUAGAACCAACGGACUUUUAGCAUGGUUCGUUACACACGGCCUAUUCUUUGGAUUGUCAAUCUCUGGACACUUGGAUCCUGCUAUUCUGGCUAAGAAUUGGGAGGGUUUAUUGGUCGCUGCCAAUAUUUGGGGGUUUUUGCUCGCCAGUAUUGCAUAUAUUAAGGCCCACGUAAGCCCAACGCAUGAGCUUGACCGAAAGUUCAGUGGCUCGAUUUUAUACGACAUGUACAUGGGAAUUGAGCUAAAUCCAAGGUUGGGAAAUACCUUCGAUUUCAAGCUUUUCACCAAUGGAAGACCUGGAAUCAUUGCUUGGACUCUUAUUGAUUUCUCCUUCAUCGCCUACCAGUAUCAGCUUCACGGGUACAUUACGAAUACAAUCGUGAUUUCGACAAUUCUCCACAGCAUCUACGCUGUGGACUUUUUCAUCAACGAGGACUGGUAUCUCCGUACAAUUGACAUCUGUCAUGAACAUUUCGGUUUCUAUCUCGCCUGGGGAUCAGCAGUCUGGCUACCAGCGAUGUAUACGCUACAGACGCAAUACUUGGCUCGAAACCCUGUAGCACUUUCUAAUCUACAUGCUUUGAUGAUUCUUGCCACUGGUAUCAGCGGCUACAUCAUUUUCCGAUCCGUCAACUACCAAAAGGAUCAUGUUCGACGAACGAAAGGCAACUGUCAAAUAUGGGGUGCGCCUGCGAAAGUUUUACACGUCAAGUAUAAGACAGCAGACGGACUCGAGCACAACUCGAUACUACUGUGCUCUGGAUGGUGGGGAAUGGCACGUCACGUCAACUACCUAGGAGAUCUCAUAUUGAGCUACAGCAUGUGUGCGACUUGUGGCUUUGAGGACUUCCUCCCGUGGACGUACGCGAUUUUUAUGACUGUGUUACUCGUACACAGAUGCUGGAGAGAUGAGGAGCGCUGCUCGAUGAAGUACGGGAAAGGAUGGGAGAAUUAUUGCAAGCAGGUCAAAUGGGUCAUUGUUCCCGGAAUCUACUGA